Cyanidioschyzon merolae strain 10D is the source of this 3039-nucleotide messenger RNA. Its product is annotated as similar to serine/threonine kinase KIN82. The record is from RefSeq and is a predicted model, not a curated record. The coding region runs from base 1 to 3039 and encodes 1012 amino acids. Gene Ontology annotation, biological process: protein phosphorylation. The transcript has a single exon. Lineage: Eukaryota; Rhodophyta; Bangiophyceae; Cyanidiales; Cyanidiaceae. Gene Ontology annotation, molecular function: ATP binding; protein serine/threonine kinase activity.
AUGGCUAGUGCGGCUGGAAAGAAUCAACGAGCCCCUCAUUCUUUAGGUAGAGCAGAGGUAGUUCCUGUAACUGGCACGGCCGGUCGUGUUCCCGUGCCGCAACCUGGACAGGAUGCGAGACCGCCUGUAGAGCACCGUGACUCCCCGGCGCGUUACCCCUGGGUCGGGCCUGCAUCGCGUCCCGCUGCUGGGGGUCGUAUGGCGCAAGCGGCACAACCACCAAAGCCUAAUAUGGACCUCUGCCGCGAGGCACUUCAGCUUCGUAUUCUGCGGUCGCACGUGGCGCUCUGCAGUGGCUGGGUCGAGGCUAAGAAAAGUUCGGAGCCUGUUCCGGUGCCUACACGCCCGUUACCGCGGGAUUCAUCGGGUUCGCUUUCAGUGACUUCGGCGGUGAGUGAGCGAACUCCCUCACAGGGAGACGACGAGAAGGUAGAUAGACACAAGUUACGACGCGAGUUUUCAUCUCCAGAUCUGGGUGAGUUCAAUAACCUCUCAGUUGAACAGCGGAGUGUGCCUCAUCGACCACUGCUUCCCGAGUUUGCACACGCGGGGAGCAGAAAGCUGCAAAGCGCGCGACAGCAAGGAGACUCCGGCGGGGUAGCGAUAGCGUCCGUACAAUCGUCAACGUCGGACGGCUCGCAGGCGAGCGUCGAUGCAGCGAGCCACUCGGAGCAGGAAGCAUCCCCGAGCCCAGCAGAGCGUCGACCGCAUGAAUUCGACCAUACGCAGCGGGACCAAGCCAUAACAAAAACAUCAAAAAAUGAGACUUCUCGGCAAGCGGUUUCCAAAAUGGGCACCAAGCCCGCUGCGUCAACGGGUCGCGGGGGGACCCCGCCAGCACCCUCGCACAGGGAGAAGGGUGCCGAACGGGACAAAGGCCGCGUAGCAAAGACGUUUUCCAAACUGCUGAUCCCGCGGAAAUUGUCGCUGGAAUCACUUGCGAAGAAGAUGACCUUUGGUCUGGUACGAAAGAAACCUCAGCGUGAGCCGUGGCAACUGCUUUGGGCUGAGGUUCGUGCCGGUUUGCUCAUCUUCUACCAGUGCGAUAAGGCAAAAUCACGAGGAAUGCCCUGUCCAUAUGCCAUUGUUCCUCUGCUUGGAUGUACAGUUUACAGUCGAACGGUGGAUCUGUGCCGCUCAGAAAAGGAGCAGGGUGCCUGUGCGAUUACAUAUCAGGCCGGUGCAGGCGUUUCGAGUUCCUCUGGUACAGAUUCGUCUGUGGCGAGUGAAUGCCCAUGCAGAUCCGCAUAUGAUGCGGUCUCCCAGUACUAUGCUCGAGCCGGAAAAUCCGGCCAAUCUGGUAAUGAUACGAACGACGAUGGGCCGCUCGUUCUCCAGUUGGAGCCGAAUUCCGAAUUUCUCCAUCGAUCGAACGAAACCUCGCACAAUCCCCAAUUCCGUUCCAUUCGAAUGCGAUUCCAGACCGUGGAGGAGCUCUUCCACUGGCAUCAUGUGCUCUCUCUAUAUUCGUCACAUCGCGUGGUCACACGUGCAGACUUUGAUCUCAUUUGCCUGUUAGGACGGGGUGCGUUCGGACGGGUCGCCCUCGCUCGAGACCUUCACGGCUCGGGAGCGUUAGUCAGCAUUAAGUUUAUCGACAAACGCAUGAUUUUUAGCAGCCGCGACAAACUGCGGCGUAUGGUGGAUGAGCGCCUCAUCCUCCAAGCUGUCACAGGGAAACCGUAUUUUGUCCGACUUUUGUACGCUUUUGAAACUGGCGACUCGCUUUGCAUGGUCAAUGAUUUUUGCGAGGGAGGUGACCUGUUCCACUUCCUUUCAGCGUUUGCAGUGUAUCGCGAACGGCAGUACCGCGCGCGGGAAGAGGCGGGCGAAAAAAUCGACUGGGAUCGCUUUCGUCGCAUUCGGCGAUCGUUGCCAUUGCCGGUAGCGCGCUUUAUCGCAGCUGAGAUCCUUGCCGCGCUGGAAUUCCUGCAUCGCGCGGAUAUCGUGUACAGAGACUUGAAACCGGAGAACGUUCUAAUCGACAAUCAAGGGCACAUUUGUUUAACGGAUUUCGGUCUGGCGCGCGUUCUUGAAGCCGUUCCAGCACAUGCUGGCUCUGCUGCUACAUUGAGCGGCGACGGUGACCUGGACGCCGCCCACCAUAUCAAGCCGGGUCGCCACGCAAUAUCCGACGUCUCGUCUCCAUCGUCUUCGUCUUCAUCGACGUCGUCGUCGACAACAGCAAGCCCGGACAAUUCUUUCGCAGCAGCCCUGGAUGGCACCGCCAACGACGACGACGACGACAAUGCUGCACCCGAAGGUAAGCACCCCAGCAGCGGCAACGGCAACGAGACGGCAUAUGUGCGUCAACGAGCGUCGUCGUUCUGUGGAACCAAAUCGUAUAUCUCACCGGAAAUGCUCAAGACACGGGCUCGUCUGCUGCAUGGAUACGGCUUCUCCGUCGACAUCUGGGCGUAUGGAGUGCUCCUCUAUGACAUGCUGGUUGGCAGACCACCGUUUUAUUCCAGCGAUCGGGAGCGCAGCUUUGCGCUUACGAUGACGGCGCGUCUGAGUAUCCCAGACUUUGUGGAUGAGACGAGCGCGGACUUCCUCAUGCGUUUGCUGGAGAAGAACGAACGAAAGCGAAUCGGUUGCCGUUCUGCGUUUGCGACCGAUUUCGACGAGAUCAAACGGCACCCGUUCUUUGCGGGAAUCGACUGGAACCUGGUGGAACAGCGCAGAUUGCCAGUUCCCCAGGAGAUUAUGGAUGUGCUCCAACUGGGCCCCGACGCGGCACAGAAGGCGAACGUCGACCCGUCCAGCGUCGAAUGGAUUGUGCGUAACUUUGAUCGCCGCUUCACUGAAAGUGAUAUGGACUCGCUCAUCGCCGCCCUGAACCGCUCAUUCGAUGAGUCCUCGCACCCGCUCGGUGUUGGUAGUGCAGUACAGGUGAGUACCAAACAGAGCGAUCCAAGUGCCGCACGGCGUAACCGAGCCGGCAGCAUUCCCGGCUUUAUGUUUACGUAUGAGGUUGCCGCAACCGGUGGAGCGCCCCUGAGCCGAGUGCGCACCGCUGACUCGAAAGCAGCUGCGUGA